Molecule: messenger RNA, 534 nt
Organism: Penicilliopsis zonata CBS 506.65
Lineage: Eukaryota; Fungi; Ascomycota; Eurotiomycetes; Eurotiales; Aspergillaceae
Exons: 5
Coding region: 1-534 (177 amino acids)
Biological process (GO): nucleoside triphosphate catabolic process
Cellular component (GO): cytoplasm
Molecular function (GO): nucleoside triphosphate diphosphatase activity
Source: RefSeq, a predicted model, not a curated record
AUGAUCUCCUUCAUCACAGGAAAUAAAAACAAAUUCGCCGAGGCAGAGGCCAUCCUCGGCCUCCCCCUCGUCCAGCAGCCUCUCGAUCUGGAAGAGAUCCAGGGCUCGCUCGAAGAGAUCGCCAAGCACAAAUGCAUUCUCGCUGCUGAACUGACAAACGGUCCUGUUCUGGUGGAAGACAGUGCUCUGGAAUUCACUGCGUGGGGGACUCUCCCAGGCCCAUACAUUAAAUGGUUCUACAAUUCUCUCGGCAAUGAAGGGCUCUGUACCGCUCUCAAAGGCUUUCAAGACCACUCCGCCACCUCGGUCUGCACGUACGCUUAUUCUCGUGGGCCGGGCAGUGAGCCCAUUCUCUUCCAGGGACGGGUCAAGGGGACGAUCGUUUCCCCGCGGGGGAAGAAUGGAUUCGCGUUUGAUCCUAUUUUCGAGGUGGACGGCCAGACGUAUGCGGAGAUGGAGCCUGAUGUCAAGAAUGCUCUUUCCGAGCGGUACCUUGCUCUGAUGGAGUUCAAAAGGUGGAUUACAAAGGUAUGA